This is a messenger RNA of Triticum aestivum (bread wheat), 1583 nucleotides long. RefSeq names its product putative F-box/LRR-repeat protein At5g54820. NCBI's taxonomy places the organism in Eukaryota, Viridiplantae, Streptophyta, Magnoliopsida, Poales, Poaceae. The transcript has 3 exons. The record is from RefSeq and is a predicted model, not a curated record. Gene Ontology annotation, molecular function: protein binding. The coding region runs from base 422 to 1528 and encodes 368 amino acids.
CCCAGUUGGUUCGCAUCCAGAAAAAAAAAUUGGUUCGCAUUCCCCAUCUCCCUGACACCCAGCCGCUCAGCCGCCCCAUCCCCGCCGCCUCAUCGUUCAUCGCCGGUCGCCUCCCGGAGACCAGCCGCACAAGAGGCUCCCCGCUCCCGCCUCUCCUUCCCGCCCACCCGGCCGUCGGCACCAACUGCGCCUCCUGCGAGCUACGGCGACCCUGCCCUGCGCGGCUACACCCGUACCCCCGGCCGCCUACAGAGCCGGCGGCAGCCGCCCAGUCACCUGUCCGGCGGCAGCAAAUCAGCAACCUGCGGUCCUGCCCCAGUUAACCCGAUUUAAGGACCACCCUGGUUUCAAAUCCUAGAUCCUCUAGGGACUAUCGAUUUCAGCGGCUUGCCGGCGGGGGUCGAAGGAGAGUCGGAUCGAGAUGGUCGCGCCGAGGAGGAGGCGGCGCUCCCCGUCCGGUCCAGAUGGACGGCCACACACGGGAGGUGGGGAGCGGAGCGCCGGAGGAGCCAUGGCCUCGGAGCAGAAGGCCGCCAAUAGGGUUUCAAUCAAUCGGCCGGCCCUGCCGCCCAAGCUCAACGCCGGCGCGGACCGGAUCAGCGGUCUCCCCGACCACCUCCUCCUCGAGAUCCUCGAGCGCCUCGACCUGCGGGAGGCGGUCCGCGCCGGGGUGCUCUCGACGCGGUGGCGGCACCUCCCCAAGCACCUCUCACGAGUGGACCUCGACGUUGCUCACUUUCAGGGCGCGACGCCGCUCGAGGCCACGGACGCGUUCACGGGCGCGGUCCGGUCGUUGCUCGCCGGGGUUCCCCUCGCCGAGAGUGGCGCCCUCAAGUCCCUCGUCCUCGGCUUCUACAUGCCUUCCUCUCCUCACCUGAACACCAUAGGCCGCCUCGUCCAGGACGUCGUGAGCUUGGGCCAGACCGAAUGCCUUGAGUUUCGCACGUCCCUGCCGCCCCCCGAGCCGCUGCUCGAUGAGAUUGCGCGGCAGUUCAUGUCCUUCUGCCGCGCCUACCAGGUCGCCUUCUCUUGGCUCACGAGUCUUGCACUCGAGCGCCUUGUAUUUGACCAUUCUGACAUCACCGAGCUCAUCAGCGCUUGCGGUAGGCUCAGGCACCUCAGCAUGUGUGCCUUCAGACUGGUUGAUCCGCACUCCGUGCUCAAGAUCGACGUGCCGCACUCUGGAAUCCAGGAGCUCGAAUUCAGCUUCGUUGGGUGCAUGCUGAUCGAGCUCAUUUCUGUCCCUAAACUUAGGAAAGUGUGGUGCCAUUAUUGGUUCUCCCAGAACCCUCCAUUGAGCUUCGGCUAUGUUCCUGAGCUUCGCUUUGUAAGACUCUCUUCUAGAGCCCGGGCAUGGCAGGAGCCAUUCGCGCUGAGCGAGUGCCUGUCAAGGAGUGCCAGCAACCUGUCGAUACUUGCUCUCAAUUUCAGCUGCCCUAUAGAUUUGGAUUCUGCCAGAACAUCCGAAGAAGCUCACUGCUAUGUUCAGAAACCUGACCUCUGUGUUUCUUUGGGAUAUCUUCAAUGAGUGUGAUCUGAACUGGACACUGUUUAUCCUUGAAGCCGCACCUUGCCUACAGUGU